Ochotona princeps (American pika) is the source of this 584-nucleotide messenger RNA. It is a transcript of the gene OTOS, whose product is annotated as otospiralin. NCBI's taxonomy places the organism in Eukaryota, Metazoa, Chordata, Mammalia, Lagomorpha, Ochotonidae. The record is from RefSeq and is a predicted model, not a curated record. The coding region runs from base 129 to 482 and encodes 117 amino acids. Gene Ontology annotation, biological process: sensory perception of sound. The transcript has 3 exons.
GUCGCUUCCUUCCUGUCCCAGCCCUAUAUAAAGAGCAGGCCCGGCGCUGGCCACCACCGGCCGGGCGGACGCCAGCGGGGACCCCAAGAGGAGCAGCUGAGCGUUGCUGGAGGGCCGUGCUGGGGAAGAUGCAGGCAUACGUGUUGUGGGCACUGGCCUUCUGCCUCCUGCUGGGGCCUCCUGCAGGUGAGGGGCUGCCCAGGACGACCCCGGGGACGUCUGGCUGGGACAAGCGGUGGGCAGUCCCAGCUGAUGGCCCCUCCCCCACAGGAGCCAAGCCGCUGCAGGAGCCAGAAGAUCCCUACGCGGAGCCACCGGCCAUGCCCUACUGGCCCUUUUCUACCUCGGACUUCUGGAACCAUGUGCAGCACCUGCAGGAGCAGGGCGCCUACUCCCAGCUCGAGGACCUGGCCCGCACCUUCUUCGCCCACUUCCCGCUGGGCAGCACCCUGGGCUUCCACGUUCCCUACCAGGAGGACUGACUGGCCCCACCCUGGGUCCUGCUGCCCAGUCUGGGGCAAGUGGGGUCCAAGUGACUGGCCAGCCCUGACCUCGCCCCCAAUAAACUCCCCUGUGGACCAGCA